UGCUUACUUUUGUUUAAUUUCAAUGCAGGUAGUUGACCAGAUUGAUACACUGACCUCUGACCUGCAGCUGGAGGAGGAAAUGACGGACAGUUCUAAAACUGAUACCCUAAACAGCAGUUCAAGCAGUACAACGGCAUCCAGCCUUGAGAAAAUCAAAAUGAAUUCUGAUCUGCCGGUCAUCAAAGCUGCUUUGAACCCAUCAUCAUCAGUUUUAACUGUACUGAAGAAGCCAAACCCACCACCUCCACCUCCUCGACUAACUCCUUUAAAGACUGAAGACCCUCACAGAUCUGUUUCCAUGACACAGAUAGUAAAGGCCAGUAGGACUGUACUUCAUAAUGGAGUAUCUGCUGGUGCAACGAGCAGAGUUCCCAAUGGGGAUGUGUUUUGUAUACCAGGUAGUGAUCCAGACAGAGGGCCCAUUCAGACUGUGCUACACAAACCGGAGAAAGACAGGUGUCAACAGACAACAGCAACAACAACAAGGGAGAGAGUACGAUUCAGUGAAAAAGUUCAGUACCAUGGCUACUGUCCAGACUGUGAUGUACAAUAUGAUAUGAAAAAUAGGGAUGUACAUUUGCACAUGGAGACUAUCCAGAAGGUAGUAAAGCCACCUCACCACUGUCCGCCGUCACCUCCUCCUCUUCCACCCUUACAAAAUGGACAGUUGAACAUAAGUUCUAGUAAUAGCUUUCCCCCUGUUAGACCUGCAACUGUGCCUCCAUCAACUGCACCAAAACCCCAGAAAACUAUCCUGAGGAAAUCAACCACCACAACAGUGUGAUUGUUUCCACUUUUAAACUAAUAUUUUUUUAUUUUAUUUUAU
This is a messenger RNA of Protopterus annectens (West African lungfish), 826 nucleotides long. RefSeq names its product proline rich 16 (gene PRR16). The record is from RefSeq and is a predicted model, not a curated record. Gene Ontology annotation, biological process: positive regulation of translation; positive regulation of cell size. Bases 23 to 784 code for a protein of 253 amino acids. The transcript has a single exon. Lineage: Eukaryota; Metazoa; Chordata; Ceratodontiformes; Protopteridae.